GGAUUGCUUAGGCAGUACCAGUUUAUACCUUUUGUUUCAGGGGCAUCCUCUUCCAGGUGUCUCAUUUCAAGUGCUGUUAUCUGGCCACCCUAUUUAUCAAAUACCUCUUUGCACUUUUCAAGAUGGUGGGUCCUUUUGGUGGUGAAACUUGUGCCAUAGGCUUAUGUUGGCUGGAGGUGGGUAUAAAUCUCAUCUCUGGCACUUACUAGAAAACGUGAUCAGGACAAGUUACCAAGACCUCUGUAAGCAUUCUUAUGUGGCUGCUGUGCUCAAAACAGCGACAAUCUUGAAUAUGGACUUUUUCAGUAAUAUCCAUGUGUCAGUACUUAUAACCCUAUCAAGAUUUUGUCGGGGGGAAGAUAUGUCUAGGGCAGUAGGGUUUAAAUAUUCCAGAGUUGUUAAAUCUCUAGGUCUUCCGUAUUAGAGAUCACACAACCAAAUGUAAGGGCAGAGUUCUUGCUACUUGGCAGUUUCAGCUAGUUAUCAAUAGAAAGGCUAAAGGUAACAAAAAUUGGACUCCAGCCUCAUCAUUUGUCUCUUCCAGGGAGAAGAGGAGAGCAGGCACAGCAGAGCAUGAGGAUGGGACUUUUGUGGUGUGUGAUGAGUCUCUACUUCUAUGGGAUCCUACAAAGUGAUGCCUCAGAACGCUGUGAUGAUUGGGGACUUGAUACCAUGAGGCAGAUCCAAGUGUUUGAAGAUGAGCCAGCUCGCAUCAAGUGCCCACUCUUUGAACAUUUCUUGAAAUACAACUACAGCACAGCUCACUCGGCGGGCCUUACUCUGAUCUGGUAUUGGACGAGGCAGGACCGGGACCUGGAGGAGCCGAUUAACUUCCGCCUCCCUGACAACCGCAUCAGUAAGGAGAAAGACGUGCUCUGGUUCCGACCCACCCUCCUCAAUGACACGGGCAACUACACCUGCAUGUUAAGGAAUACCACAUACUGCAGCAAAGUUGCGUUUCCUCUGGAAGUGGUUCAGAAAGACAGCUGCUUCAAUUCCUCCAUGAAACUCCCACUGCAUAAACUGUAUAUAGAGUAUGGUGUUCAGAAGAUCACAUGUCCAAAUGUAGAUGGAUUCUUUCCUUCCACUGUCAAACCAACCAUCACUUGGUACAUGGGCUGUCAGAAAAUAGAGGAUUUUAAUAAUGUGAUACCUGACGGCCUGAAAUUGAGUUUUCUCAUAGCCUUGGUUUCAAACAAUGGAGAUUAUACAUGUGUUGUUACAUAUCAAGAAAAUGGGCGUACCUUCCAUCUCACUAGGACUCUGAGUGUAAAGGUGGUAGGCUCUCCAAAAGACGCAUUGCCUCCUCAGAUCUAUUCACCCAAUGAUCUUGUGGUCUACGAGAAAGAACCGGGAGAGGAGCUACUCAUCCCCUGUACAGUCUAUUUCACUUUCCUGAAGGAUGCUCGCAAUGAGGUUUGGUGGACCAUUGACGGAAAAAAGCCAGACGACACCAAUAUCGAUGUAACUGUUAAUGAAAGUGUAAGUUUGACUGCAACUGAAGAUGAAACAAGAACUCACAUUUUGAACAUCAAAAAAGUUACUGCUGAGGAUCUCAAGCGCAACUAUGUCUGUCACGCUAGAAACGCCAAAGGGGAGGUUGACAAAGCAGCCAAGGUGAAACAGAAAGGUAAUGGAUGCACUCAGCAGAUGCGUCUGUGAACUCCAAAUGUAACAAUGUGGUGAAUAAGGAAAAUGAGAAGACAGUGCUCCAGCACCUAGCACCUCUGGCACAUAGUAAUGAAUCAAAGGUGAAUUGAAAAAAUCUUGAGGGAAAGUUUCCAUCUAUGUGAAGACACUCGAAAUGUUGUUUCUCAUACUUUUAGCAACUUAGUGCACAUAUGUGGCCAAAAAAUCCAUUUGAUUAUGAAAAUGAGGCAUAAUUUUAUAUCAGUACAGUCAUGAAAAAUGAAAAAUAAAGAAAAUAUUUAAAGCUACCAAAGACAUAGAGACUCUAUAGUGCUAGAGUCACAUAUAAUUGUUGGCUUGUAAAGACCUUUUUAGAAAUCAUUGAUGGCAGAGUUCAAGGGCCAUAAAAAUGACCAUACCAUAUGACUUAAUACUUUUGGAAUUUUUCCUGAACAAAUAACAGAAAGAGAAUUAUGUACCCAUUGCUAUUCUUAGAAGCAUUAUCUAUAAUAAUGAAACAUUAUAAAUAGCAACCAUCUAAUUAUAUUCAAGUAGUUAAGUAAAAUAUAAACUAUUUUUUCUCAAAAAUGUAAUUUUAAAAUGAUCAUUAUAAAUACUAUGUAUCAGUAUUCAAACAGAUUUAGAACAUACCACUAGCCACAAUUGCUAAAAUGAAAAUUAUUUAAACUAUGACUUAAGGAUUUCUAUGUUGAUAUUACUAAUUUUUUCUACAAUAAAUAAAAGUGAUAAAGCUC
Leptonychotes weddellii (Weddell seal) is the source of this 2384-nucleotide messenger RNA. The record is from RefSeq and is a predicted model, not a curated record. Lineage: Eukaryota; Metazoa; Chordata; Mammalia; Carnivora; Phocidae.